AAAAAAAUAUGAUUAAUCCUAUUUAAAAGUUUCACCAAUAAUUUAGUCUCUUUUAGGGUAAUAUUUCAAUUUUAAAUUACACAUAAGCAUUUGAACUCUACGAUUCGAACUCUACAAUUCAUUUUUAACCCAUUUGUUUUUACACAUACAGCAUUUGUUUCAUCCCAAAUCAUUCGAACUCUACAAUUCCGUGAAUAUAUUUUCAACCCAUUUCCCAUUGUAACACAAUCACAGCUUAUGUGUAGAACCAAAAUGGCCGUCAACGCUUCAUCGCCGGCACCGAGCCCAUCACAGCCAUCAUCCCGAGUUUCCGUCUUCUCAUCCACGCCUCGAAUCGCAAAUUCCAGAUCCUCAGAGCCGCCAAUCAGCGUUAACACCUCCGCCGAAUAUAAUUCCGCAGCCACCAAUUCUCCCAGCUUCCGCCUUGAUACUUCUGUCGCCACAGCCGCCGUUUCCAGCUCGUUGUCCAACCUCCGGCAAUCUCUACCGGACAGACCACAGGUUUACGAUUUUUCUGAAAUCCGAGCUGCAACAAACAAUUUCCUCUCGAAGCGCUACUCCUCCACCUCUUCUUCCCAAUCGUGGCAGUGCGUCCUGCACGGCAAACAAGUCAUCAUAUUCCAGCGAAUCGUUCGGAGAUCCAUAGAGAAAUCGGGACUAAGAGCCAAGUUAUCGAUAAUUUGCCGGAGCCAUAACCGGAGUAUAGUCAAGCUCCUAGGCGCGUCAAUCUCAGGCAAUCAGAUUUACCUUGUUUACGAAUUUGUUCCUGGAUCCAACCUCGCCCUGUGUCUUCGAAACCCUAGAAACCCUAGCUACACAGUGAUUUCCACUUGGUUAUCGAGAAUGCAAAUCGCUACAGACGUAGCUCACGGAUUGGAUUAUAUACACAAUAUGACGGGACAGGGUUCGAAUUCGGCCCACAAGCAUGUGAAGAGCAGCGGGAUUGUUAUCACCGAGCCGUCAUUCAACGCUAAGAUCUGUCAUUUUGGAGCGGCGGAGCUCUGCGGCGAGACCGAGAUCCCGUCCCUCAGCAGCGGCGAGAGUACAGAGGAACUCUGUUCGACAGAAUUGAGAUCUGAGAAGCGGAACCGGCAAUUCGAAGGAGUAAGCGGUUAUAUGUCUCCGGAUUUCCAGCUCUCUGGCAUCGCGACGCCGAAAUCCGACGUAUACGCAUUCGGAGUUGUGCUUCUGGAACUUUUCUCCGGCGAGGAGCCGGUUAAGUUCAAAUACGAUAAGUCGAGCGGAGAGUACAUGAAAAUUUCUGUAGUGGAGACGGCUAGAGAUGCAAUUGGUGGCGGCGCCGCCGAGGAGAUGGAAAGGGGGCUGAGGCAGUGGGUGGAUGGGAGGCUGAAGGACUCGUUCCCGGUGGAAGUAGCGGCAAAGGUUAUCAGGCUGGCGCUAGAUUGCAUCCACGUGGACCCAAAAGAGCGGCCCGAUAUGCGCCGCGUGUCAGGGAAAAUAUCGCAACUCUUUUUGGAAUCGGAAUAUUGGUCGGCCCAAGUUCAAGUUCCUACCGCAAUAUCUGUAUCAUUCACGCCUAGAUGAUUAAAAAGAUUAAAUCACGUAAAUCAUGUCAAAAAUACAAUUAUAGAAGAAUAUGUUACGAAUCUUAUAAAAUGGAAGGAAAUAAGCAGAAGAUAAGGGAGAGAAAAUAUAGUAGGAACACUUAGUGAUAGAGAUGUAUUAGAGAUGUUCUAAUGGUGUCUUUACAAUGAAGGAGAAUACUUCUAUAUAAUCUUGUCUAGAUUAGGGGCUAAUUGUGAGUCAUACAAUUACCAUCUAGAAAUCAUAAUUAUGUUUUCUUAUUUAUAUUAACAAUGAUGAUAAUGUGUUCCUAA
Molecule: messenger RNA, 1838 nt
Organism: Cuscuta europaea
Lineage: Eukaryota; Viridiplantae; Streptophyta; Magnoliopsida; Solanales; Convolvulaceae
Source: the annotation of a GenBank genome assembly